Molecule: messenger RNA, 2835 nt
Organism: Morone saxatilis (striped sea-bass)
Lineage: Eukaryota; Metazoa; Chordata; Actinopteri; Moronidae
Exons: 5
Coding region: 1-909 (302 amino acids)
Biological process (GO): store-operated calcium entry; intracellular calcium ion homeostasis; activation of store-operated calcium channel activity
Cellular component (GO): plasma membrane; endoplasmic reticulum
Molecular function (GO): calcium ion binding; calcium channel regulator activity
Source: RefSeq, a predicted model, not a curated record
AUGUCUGGAUACAGAAAGUGGCUCAGCCCAGACUCUGGGGACGCUGACCCCACCCUCCCCUCUCGCUCUCUGGGCGGAGGCCGACAGAACCGGUGGAAGGACCUGGUUCUGGGUGUGUCCAUCCUGAUGGCGCUGGGCGGCUGCUGGUUCGCCUACGUUCAGACCAGGAAGUCCAGAGACGACCUGGGUCAGCUGAUGAAGGACCUGGAGGGUCUGCAGAGGGCCGAGCAGAGUCUGAUGGACCUGCAGGAGAAUCCCGUCAGCAUCAUCGUCCAUCAGUUUGUGGAUGCUGCAGAUCGCUUCGAAACUCAGCAGAGAGUUCUCGUCCUGACAGAGCUGCUGGUCUAUCACACACAGAACAACUUACUCAGUCUAACUCCUCCUCCCUCUCCUGCAGCUCAGAGUCUGAUGCCCCUGCGACAGAGGAUAGGAGACCCCGCUCUGGCGUUCAGCUCUCAGAGGGACAUCAUGAACCGCUCAGACUCUGACUCCGCCCUCCCUCUCUCUCACAGCGAAUCACAAGGCUUGUACGGCUCCAAGCCCUUCCUUCAUUCAUCCAGGCUCCACCCCCUGCAGGGUCAGGGCUCCGGGCUCGGUGGAGGAGCAGUAGGAGGCCUGGAGAAGAGCUCCAGCCUCGGGGAGCUGAGGGGCAACCCCGCCACCACCGCCCUCGCCUCCUCCUGCUCCACCCGCUCCCUCUGCAUCACGUCCGACACCGCCGAUGGACCGCUCGUGUUCUCGUCCUCCGCCUCGUCCAGCUCGUCUGGCAGCGGUCGCGGGAUGGCCGUCCAGCACCCGACCAGGAGGAGUCCCGUGGAGCAGGAUGGCGGUGAGGAGAGCGAGUCGUCCGGCAGCCGGAGGAGAAACGCUUUCAAUAAGAUCUUUAAAAAGAAGCAGGGACGCCACUGAACCGGAGUCUCAAAACUUACAAACCUGCUUCUGUCUCACCACGAGAUCUUCAUCGUGAUGAACGAAACAAACGCUCACAGGGAACAUCAGCUUUUAACGCUUCACUCAUCCGCCUUUUACUUCUCUCUCCGUUAAACUGAGGAAAGAUUCAGACUGAAGACGACACAGCUUACAGCGGCACAAACCAACGAAGAAGACCAAGAGGAGGACUGAACAAGUUCUUCUUCUUGAAGAGAAACUGACCCAACGUUUCUAAAACAAACGAGAUGAUCUUCUCGCUGGAUGUAGAUUUAGUAAAAAUAUGUUGUUUCAGCUUCUUAAAGUUUGACCAUUUUUAUGCCAAAGAGUUUUCUGUCUCUCUGUCGGGGUUGAAAACUCUCCAAAGACCAGAUUUAAAACCUCACAUAGCUUCUUCCUCCUGUUGAAAGGUGCGAGCCAAUCAGCCUGCAGCCUGUUUCGAUGACACGUCGUCCAAUAACUGAGCUACUGAAAUACACAGAGACAACUUUCCCGCUCUGGUUCAGACCAAACUCCUCCCUGUGGACCACCACAGGACCGUAUCUCAGAAACAAUAUGUCCGAUAGUGAACGGCUGUGUGCCGUGAGUUCAAUAUAUGACUCCUGUCAAUUUAAAAAAUACUUUUAAGUCAAGAAAGUUUCCGAUUGUCUGUAAACUGUAAGAAAAUUACAUAUUUCUCUCUCCACAAGCUAACGUCAACCAGAGCCGAGGUUAUUAGUUCAUUAGUUAGUUCACUAAAACUAAAACUAGCUGAGAGAAAACAGUUGGUGUCGGUGUAAAUGUUUGAGACUGUGAGUUUAUGUGUUUGUUCUGUUCUACCGAUUGUGCAAACAAACAAACUGAAACUGAACUGAAGAUAAAAAUAAAAGUAACUGAACAAUAUAAAGCUAUAAUAACUGAUGAACAGCUGAUUAAACACAUCCGGUGAGAAAGCAUAAAGACGGCGACCACGUUGGUGCUAACCUGAAUUUAAAUGUUUCUGCGACAAACUGCAACUUUCUUGUCUUGAAAAAAAACAUUUUCUUUUUAAUUUUUGGCACAAAAACCGGAUUCCAAAAUCAUUUGUCUCUCGUCUUUCUACCGUAUAGUAGUUUGAAUAAAGAACCUGGACAUAGAUUAGCUUAGCAUAUAGCAUAUCUAAGUACAGGAAAGGAGGAAGUAGACUGAGACUUGCUCUGAUUGGACCACACAGCAGAAAGGGGCGGGGCUUCUGAAGGGUUUGUAGUAUGGAUGAGGAGCUGGUAGUUAGUGGGAAGUGUUUUACUGUCACUGUAGUUUCUUUCUGUUCGCUCAGUAUAAGAAGAUAAUUGUGGGAAUUAGCGGUGUGGUGUUAGAGUUUUAACCGUCACACGGCCGACAACUGUCUCGAGUUCUCUGAUGACAACUGAACGCAUCACGAAUGCUUCAAAAUUAGACGAUCCAAAGCUAACGGUGCGUUCAGGCGCUCAUUGUUGAAACGUAAAGUCAACAAUUUCCAAGUUUCCCUUAAAAAGAAACUGAGGAUGUUAAACUGGGAUCAGUUCAAUCACCUGAAUGCACCGUUGAGCAGGUGACCGGUGUGCAGUGCAUUGUGGGAAACUGAACCUUCGAGACAGACCGUGUGUGUCAGGUGCAUGAUGGGAACUCACAUAUUGUUGUGUAAGUGUUUUUGUUACAUAUUGUACAUAUCAGAGUUCAUUAUGGGAUUAUUGUUCUUCUGAUGCUGCAGUCUGCGAGUGUGAUCAGAUCAAUAACCUUGUUUAUGGUUUAAAGGAUCAUUUUAGACUGUUGUAUUUUGUGUUGCAACUAUUAGUCGAGCAAUGAGUCGAUUGGAAGAAAAUUAAUCGUCCAAACAAUUCUCUGAUUCUGGUUUUAUUGUUAUAAACUGAAAAUAAACUGUUAAAUAAAGACGAUGUUGGAAGAACAACU